Chelmon rostratus (copperband butterflyfish) is the source of this 2784-nucleotide messenger RNA. RefSeq names its product neurotrypsin-like. Gene Ontology annotation, molecular function: serine-type endopeptidase activity. Gene Ontology annotation, cellular component: membrane. Lineage: Eukaryota; Metazoa; Chordata; Actinopteri; Chaetodontiformes; Chaetodontidae. Bases 1 to 2784 code for a protein of 927 amino acids. The record is from RefSeq and is a predicted model, not a curated record. The transcript has 14 exons. Gene Ontology annotation, biological process: proteolysis.
AUGACACGGACACACCGGGCGGGAAGGAUGGCUCUAACCAGCCGCGAAAUGUUGUGCUUGAUCGGAACCGCCUGCUUCUGGCUGCCGUUGCUCGCGGAGGUGGUGGCUGAGGACAGUUACUUAAACGAGGUGCAGAACUCAGUGCCUCUGUCCUGCUCUGAGGGAUUCACAGAGUUGGGAUACUACAACGGCACCGUGUCUCAGACGGACUCUGGCGCCCCCUGUCUGAAAUGGACCGAGUUUCCGGACUACGUCAUGCAGUACCCGGGCCGAGGGCUGGGCGACCACAGCUACUGCAGGAACCCGGACCGAGAGUCCAACCCCUGGUGUUUCUUCAGGCAGAACUCUGGAGCCAUCGGAUGGGCCUACUGCGACUGCCACCAGGGUGCAGCUCGUCUGGUUGGCAGCUCGUCCUCGGGCAGUGGGCGUGUCGAGGUGUACCUGAACGGCCAGUGGGGGGCGGUGUGUGACUCUCACUGGUCAGACAGAGAUGCCAGCGUGAUCUGCAGGCAGCUGGGUCUGGGCGACAUCGGCACCGCGCUGCAGCACUCGCAGUUCGGCUCCGGCUCCGGCCUCUUCCACUACGAGCGCCUGGGUUGCCGUGGCGACGAGAACAGUCUGAGUAAGUGUCGGAGCAGGACGUUCGUCACUGGUGACUGUAGCCAUGGAAACGAGGCAGCAGUGGUGUGCGCGCCGCCGGAAGGCAGUGGCCCUCCCCUGCGAUUGGUCGGAGGCGAGGAAGACUUUGAAGGUCGUGUGGAGGUGUUUCACGCAGGAAGGUGGGGCUCCGUCUGCGACGACCAGUGGGACGACAGAGAUGCGGAGGUGGUGUGCAGACAGCUGGGUUUCGGGGGUGUGGCGAAGGCCUGGUCAUGGGCUCACUUCGGUCAGGGUUCAGGCCCGAUCCUGCUGGAUGCUGUGAAGUGCACAGGAAACGAGCUCUUCCUGGAUCAGUGUCCCCAUGGCGACUGGGAGCAGCACAACUGUGACCACAUGGAGGAUGCUGGGGUCUCCUGCAGCCCCUAUACAGAUGGCGUGGUGCGUCUGGUCGGAGGAGACAGUCCCUGGGAGGGUCGGGUCGAGGUUUUCCACAACGGUGACUGGGGGACGGUGUGUGACGACCGCUGGUCCCAGCAGCAUGCAGAGGUGGUCUGCAGACAGCUGGGCUACAGGGGUCACGCUGAGGUCGUAUCAGACGGGACGUUCGGCGAGGGCGUCGGUCUGAUCCUCCUGGACGACAUCCACUGCGAGGGGUCUGAGACCUCCCUGCUGGACUGCCGACACGGGAUCUGGGGGCGGACUGACUGCUCCCACAGCGAGGAUGUCGGUGUUCGCUGCAGGGCCCGAUCCAGCCAAGACAGCAACGAAGUGCCAGUUAUCGCACCUUCCACAGGUCCUCUGGUGCGUCUUGUGGGUGGCAGCAGCAGAAAGGAGGGACGAGUCGAGGUGUAUCUCCAUGGCGACUGGGGAAGCAUCUGUGACUCAGGCUGGAACGACCUGAAUGCAGCCGUGGUGUGCAGACAGCUUGGACACAGUGGUGGAGCGGUAGCAGCUGGAGGGUUCGGACAGGGAAAAGGGCCCAUCCACCUGGACCAGGUGAGGUGCACGGGGAAGGAGGAGUUCCUGGGAGAGUGUCCCUCUCUGGGUCAGAGCAUCCAGGGCUGCAGACGCAGGGAGGAUGCAGGGGUGAGGUGCGACGUCGCGCCGCAGGAGGCGGCGGUACAGGCCAAGCCUCAAGAGCUAAGCUGUGGGCUGAGGAAGCUGGUGGAGGAAGAGGGCAAGAGGAGGAAGCAGGGGGAGGAAAACAUGCUCAGGACCACGUGGCCAUGGCAGGUGUCAGUGUGGCUCCAGUCUCAAGGAGAAGAUGGUGGUCCCCUCUGCAGCGGCACUCUGAUCAGCCCCUGCUGGGCCCUGACGUCCGCAUACUGUGUCAGCAGAUUUGGCAGCGACCCGUCCAGGUACGUGGUGCGUGUCGGGGCCUCGGAGCAGACUCUCACCCCGGAGCAGGUGGUGGUUCACAGGAAGUUCAAGGGUCAGAGUGGAGGUCACGAUCUGGCUUUGUUGAAGCUACCCAGCACGAAGGGUCACUGUUUGACCUUUGACCCCAACACCAACGCAGCAUGCCUUCCCUCUGCAGACUCAGCAUCAGGGGGAAAUUCUCCAUCCUCCUGUGUUGUCAUGGUUACCGCUGGUUGGACUGGACCAGACUCAGUCCUUGCAUCCUGGGUCCCUCUGAUGUCGUCAUGGCAAUGUAAAAAGCGCUAUGGCGACAGCUUCUCCAGCCACGGCACCCUGUGUGCCGGCAGCCCUCCAGACACCAGCCUCCUCCAUGGCGACGGUUGCCAGGGCAACUCCGGAGGCGGGCUGGUGUGUCAGGGGGAGAUGGGUCGAUGGGUGCUCACUGGGGUCGUCGCCGGGGGCUACGGCUGCGGAGACCCCACCUCGCCGUCGCUGUACACUCGGGUCAGCCGCUUCAGGAGCUGGAUCGAUGAGGUCACCGACGCGCGAGCGGAGGAACAGCGCACACACACAAAGACGCAAGAAGAUCUGACACACGUCGGCGAAGACCCGACACACACAUACGCCGAGGGCAAGGAUAAAUACCUCCACGUGCACGGCAAGCUGAAGCACACGCACGAUCAACAAGAAACGAAUGAAAUCAAUGAUAUCAAACAAACACACACUCAUCAUACACACACCAGUCAGCACAUUAACACACACACCAAAAGCACACAUAACCACCAUGUAGAGGAUGCCGACAGAAACACACAAAUCCUGGUCUGA